Komagataella phaffii GS115 is the source of this 777-nucleotide messenger RNA. RefSeq names its product Meiosis-specific protein of unknown function, required for spore wall formation during sporulation. The record is from RefSeq and is a predicted model, not a curated record. Bases 1 to 777 code for a protein of 258 amino acids. Lineage: Eukaryota; Fungi; Ascomycota; Pichiomycetes; Pichiales; Pichiaceae. The transcript has a single exon.
AUGGAAAAGAGGCAGAAAGUAACACAAGAUACAGUGAUCCCGCGUUUGCUUCAUGCGGAUUAUCGUGCUAAGGUGGAGGAGUUUAAGAAGGUUCGCAUCAUUCAGGACAGCUCUAUUAAAGAUCCAGCCUCCUUGGAGUACGAUAUGGUGAUUGAAAACCAGAGAGGAAUUUCUUUGUUUGGAAUCCCUCUUUAUGGCGGCAAUUCUCUAGUGCAUCCGUUAGAUCCUCCAAACUAUGAAACAGAAUCUGGUAGACCAGUGAACGAUUUUGAGCUUUUUCCACUCCCUGAUCUAUCAUGGCGCUGGACUUGGGAUAAGUGGCGUGUGUUGAUGAUUGGUGAUCUAGACGAACAAGGCUGGUCUUAUGCCUAUACCCGAUUUAGGGGCCAUAGGUGGCGCGGAAUCUACAGAGUGAACAACUUUAUUAGACGCCGUUUAUGGGUCAGAGAGAGGAUACAGGAAGAUUCUCACUUGAUAGAGGAGGACUCAACAGAUGCCAUGAUUACGCAAAACUCACAUCCAUUAAAAAAGACUGAGUCUCCUGUAGACACAGAGCCUGACUUUCCAUCGGACCUUUCUGAUCUGUUGGAGAAUUGCAAAAUUGAUAGAGAGCGUACCGAGUUGUUACUAAGGUCUGUUCUUGAAAAGACAAAAGGGGACGAAACCAUCCUAGAGAAUUACCGUGAUAGUAUUCAGAAACUUGUUGAUGAAACUUUUGUUUUCAAUAACUCUAAGAAGUUGUUUUGGGAUCAACUGGCUUCGGUCCAUCAUAAUUAG